AGUGGAUAAUUAAAGAAAAAAUAAAUAGACUUUUCGUGUAAGAAUGAAUCCCACGACGACGUCGUUUUAGGAAAGCCUCUACGCCCUAUUCGUGCUCCCUCGAAAUCAAAUCCUCCUCUCCUUGGCUCCGCUGCCUGAACAAAUCGACACGCAGCAAAACCGAUGGCGUCAACGGUGAAGUACGUGCGCGUGCCGCCCAACUCGGUCAGCCUGGAGGAGGCGCGGCGGCGCGUAUUCGAGUUCUUCAAGACCGCCUGCAGGUCCAUCCCCACUAUCAUGGAGAUUUACAACAUCGAUGACGUCGUUACCCCCACCCAGCUUCGCGCUAUCGUCGCCUCCGAGAUCCGCAAGAACGCUCACAUCACAAACCCCAAGGUCAUUGAUAUGCUGCUCUUCAAGGGUACAGAAGAGUUGAGUAACAUCGUGGAGCAUGCAAAGCAGCGGCACCACAUUCUCGGCCAAUAUGUUUUGGGUCGUCCAGAAAUUACCCCAGACACCGGAACCAAGGAUCAGGGAUCCGAGUACUUGAAAAACUUCUUCAGAAGCAACUACUUUUGAAUCUCAUUUCCUUAUUAAUAUUAUGCCUUGGAAGAAUAAGUGUUGGAUGAGAAUUGGGCUCCGUGCGCGUUGGAGAAACGGGCCUCUUCCUUUUCCGUUUCUCGAAACUCGCGAGCUCUUAGAUUUGUUGACAUUGGUGUUACAUCGAACUAGUUGUUUCAUUUGUGAGCGAACUUGAUCUUCCAUUGCCAAAUGGUGCUACAGAAAUAUGGUGAUCAUAUGCUUCUCUGAGAAAAAAAGAAGAUUUCGGUGGCAUGUGGCUGGAUGAUAUAAAUAAUUUCACCUAAGUUUUUGAAUUUGUAAUCUUCUUGUCAUUGAAGUGCAGUAUAUAGCAUUAUAAUUUCUCAUCGAGAAAUGCUUUUCAAGUUUGAAAGAAUCGAUUUUUCUUGCU
Messenger RNA from Salvia miltiorrhiza (redroot sage), 949 nucleotides. RefSeq names its product NADH dehydrogenase [ubiquinone] 1 alpha subcomplex subunit 6. The coding region runs from base 163 to 558 and encodes 131 amino acids. The record is from RefSeq and is a predicted model, not a curated record. NCBI's taxonomy places the organism in Eukaryota, Viridiplantae, Streptophyta, Magnoliopsida, Lamiales, Lamiaceae. Gene Ontology annotation, biological process: response to oxidative stress. The transcript is spliced from 2 exons.